AUGCUUCUCAGAGUGGAGACAACGCAAGAUCGUGGUCGCGUGGUUGUGGCAACAGCCGACCUGCAACCAGGUGUCAUUGGGCUACAGCUGUUGGCCGAAACAGCCAUCAUUGUCGUUCCUCCUUAUGACAAUCGCAUUCCUUCCACCGCAAUAGAUCAGUGUCCUCGUUUCCCAGAAGAGCUCCAAUCCAAGAUGGAUCCCAACUUUUGGGCCUCUUAUUGGUGCUACAAGAGUCAACCAGACGAAAUCCAGGCAAUGAUCAGAGACUUUUACACCGAAUUGGACUGCUCGACGGCCAAAACGAUCCGUCGGCUCGUUACGCCGGUUGCAAAAGUAUACGAUGUAACUGACAUUGACGAGUUUGUUCAUAUCAGUAUGGUCUUUCAUUUCAAUGCCGUCACGGUCAACCCACCAUCCUCCGACGGCCACGGUGCAGGGACCAACUACGGCCGAGGCCUCUUCGAGAUUGCAUGUCGGAUGUCUCAUUCCUGCAAGCCAAACUGCAGUUGGAUCAGUUCGCAGGACGGAACACAAAAGCUGGUCCGCCUCAUCGCCCCCGUGAAACAAGGAGAAGAGCUAACGAUUUCCUACACGGAUUGUCUCUUGUUGCCAACCCACACUCGUCGCCAGGCGUUGCUCCGUUCCAAGAACUUUUGCUGCAACUCAGGUAAGGUACCGGUACGAUGCGAGGGGAAUGAGCUACCAAAAUAA
This is a messenger RNA of Seminavis robusta, 711 nucleotides long. NCBI's taxonomy places the organism in Eukaryota, Bacillariophyta, Bacillariophyceae, Naviculales, Naviculaceae. The record is from the annotation of a GenBank genome assembly.